AUGGUUGGCGUGCUUGCCUUUCAUGGAACCAUCAUCCAUUGCGCAGCUGCCACCGAGACUAAGAUUCUCAAAGACACACUCUUGGUUGUAACGCCUGAUGGCCGCCUAUCCCACGUCAAGCACGGAGUUCCAGAGUCUGACGUCCAUAACGCGCUCUCACAACUCCAACUCCCAGAACCUCCCAAUCUUAGGGUUCUUUCACAGACCGAGUUCCUGAUUCCCGGCUUUGUCGAUACGCACAACCACGCACCCCAAUGGGCUCAAAGGGGCCUCGGCGGAGGCCUCCAUAUUCUGGAGUGGCUGGAACAGAUCACGUUCCCCAACGAGGCCAGAUUCGAGGAUCCUGAACAUGCACGAAAAAUCUACUCGUCUUGUGUCGACGGGUUUAUCAAACAAGGAGUCACCACGUGUUCCUACUACGGAUCUCUCCACGGAGAAGCCACCAAGAUCCUAGCCGACAUCUGUCUAGCAAAAGGGCAACGGGCACUGAUCGGCAAAUGCAACAUGAACCGGAACGCACCAGAUUACUACAGAGAUAAGGACGCCGCAGAAUCCAUCGCGGUCACCAAGGAUGUGAUUGACCACGUUCGCGCCCUCAAUGCGUCUGGGGCUUUGAUCAAACCUAUCCUCACCCCGCGCUUUGCCAUCUGUUGCGACGACGAGCUCCUUGAAAAUCUCGGCUCUCUUGCAACGCAGAAUCCUGACCUGCCCAUUCAGACUCAUUUCAACGAAGCCCAACAAGAAAUCGAUGCCACUCUCAGUCUGUUCCCGAGCUUCAAGAACGAGGCAGAUCUCUACGACCAUUACGGACUGCUGACCAAUCGCUCUAUACUCGCUCAUUGCACCAUCAUGACGGACUACGAGAUAGACAAGCUUCGCCAUGCGGACAGUGGGGUCGCGCAUUGUCCCAUAGCAAACACCACGGUUGGAGGUGGUUUUAUGGCGGCACCCAUCGGCAAGUUCCUUGAAAAGGGCAUCAAAGUCGGCCUAGGCACUGACAGUGGUGGCGGGUUUUCAUCUAGCAUCCUCGACGUAAUACGCCAGGCCAUCAUCGUUUCGAAUGCCAGACACUUGAUGACGGGCGAGCCCGCACUAUCGGUCUGGCAGUGCUUUUAUCUGGCUACCUUGGGUGGAGCGAGGGUUUGCAGCCUGGAAGAUAAGAUCGGAAACUUUCAAGUCGGGAAGGAUUUCGACGCUCUCGUGAUUCGAACGGAAACCGAUGGAGUCAUGACCAUGCUUCAAGCGCAAGACAAUGUCGAGAUGAUUUUCGAAAAGUUCUUGAUCAGCGGAGAUGAUCGGAAUAUCGCUGAAGUAUACGUCAGAGGCCGCCAAGUCAAGGGGAUGUCGUCGUCGCCAGUGUAG
Messenger RNA from Exophiala xenobiotica, 1362 nucleotides. Its product is annotated as guanine deaminase. Gene Ontology annotation, biological process: guanine catabolic process. Gene Ontology annotation, molecular function: guanine deaminase activity; zinc ion binding. The transcript has a single exon. Gene Ontology annotation, cellular component: cytosol. The record is from RefSeq and is a predicted model, not a curated record. The coding region runs from base 1 to 1362 and encodes 453 amino acids. Lineage: Eukaryota; Fungi; Ascomycota; Eurotiomycetes; Chaetothyriales; Herpotrichiellaceae.